CUUGGUCUCUCAGCAGCAAGGACCUAGAUCCAAGAUGGCGGUGUUAGCAGCAGUGUUGUUGUUGUGUGUGGUCGGUGCAGGAACGUCACCCUUGAGGACAUACGACCAGCGGCAGCAAGGAGAACUGAACAUCCACGCUCAACUGGACAACAUCGUCAUCGUCCUCGUCCCCAGUAGCAACUUCGACCUUCUCGGGCUAAAAGGUAUCAACAGAUUCGGACAGAAACCCAGCAAGGACGAGAUUCUGCAGUUUUUGCAGAAGCCGCAGAAAAACGACAUUGACCGAUACGAGAUCGUCAAAGACGAGAAUGAGAAUGACAUAAAGGAUGCACCGGCUUCAGUGUCAGAGGACGUGCCUAUCGUCCAACAAAGCGAUAAGCACUCCGAGAAGGAUGAAGAAGUAGUUGCUACAGUGGAAGAAAUGAAACCCGAAACUACUGAGAAAGCAACCGAAACUAAAAAAUCGGAUGUCUCUGAAGUUGGUCCCAUUAAAGAGCAUUCGACAGUCAGUGAAUCAAUCAAAGAAUUAGUGCUAAAAGUGUCAGCGUCCGAGAAAUUAAAAAAUGAAGCCCAGGCAAAUAAAGAGAUGCAAUUACCUAUUCCGUCCAAGGAUUUGGAAAUAAAACCUGAAGAACCAUUAAAAAUUCAUAAUGAACAUUCUAAACCCGAUGUAGAUAAGGAACUAGAAGCCAAAAAACACACAUCGGAAGAUAUAGCGGCUAAGAAUAAAGAACCGUCAUCAAAAACAGAAGCUUCUGCUGAUAGCAAAACCUCUUUGACGAAAAAAGAAAAUGACGCCACCCCGGAAACCCCAGUGAAGAAACUUACACUUAAAGACUUAAUCAAACCGAUUGCAGCAAAGGAGGAGGAGGAGAGACAAAGUCCAGCGAAGAUUCCGGAGGAGCCUGUGACUGCGAAGAAGACUUCUAGCCUCGUGGAAGGGUCUCGGAGGGAGAAGGUGAUCAGGUACAAACCGGAGAACAAGUGGGCUCCAGGUCUUGUGGACAUGUUGGCAGCUCCGAGGGCGAAGACCUCCGCCAAGGAUCUGGAGGAGAGGCAGAGGUUUGCAGCCCUGUGCGCCCCUGGGACAUGGGACACCGAGCUGAAGACGUGCAUCAUGCCGGGAGAAACCAGAAGUCGUCACGAGUUGGCGCGGUUUCUGGAGGCCAUGAGGUUCGGCAUCGCUAUCCCCUCGUCCAAGCAGUGAACCUCAACAACGUACUGUUCUGUGUCUGAUGUUCUCUAGUUUAAAAAUGGAAUUAGUAGAACUUUGUGUAUAUUGACUUAGUUAGUGCUGUAAAUUAUUAUUUAUUCGUGCAUAGUCCAAAGCAGUGUUUAUGUUAUUGAUGAUAAAAUGUAUAAUUAGAUUAUAAGAUUAUUUUAUUUGACUGCUAGUAAAGUUUCAUAUAAACCUAACCUGUUUAUAAUAGUUAUUCUUUGCCUUAAAAGUGUGUCUUCAUUCUCAGUUGGUGUACAAUCACAUUACUCACUGAUAUUGGACAUUUGUCCGAUGAACCAGUCACUGCAAUAAGAUUAUCUACUACACAAUAAAUAACUUAUUACUGUUAUAAUAGUAUAACAAUCAAAAAGGUUUAGUAAUAUAUAGUACCUCAUUGGUCUUUUUUGCAAGGCCAACAUUAAGUUUUGAUACCAAGUUAUAUUUUCGAUCCUACUCAACAGCGUUACAACCGGUAAAUUAGUUCAAAAUGUAGAAGCAUGUUUUGAUCAGGUAAACAAUCUAAAUAGAAUUAAUGUAAUUAAUAAAAUUAAUGUAAGAAUUAAAUUUUGUCUAUUUGUGAAUAAAUUAAAGUUUGUGAAAAAAAUCUAAAUAGAUUAAUUUUAUUAAUAGUUUAAGAUUGCAGUGUGAUAAGUGAAAUCCUAAGUAUAGUAUUUAUCGCUAAGAAUGUCAUACUAAGCAGUGUUUACCGUAUGAGACUCUGUAACUGAUGUUUGCGAUGGAUUGUUCUCUGGGUACUUCUCCUCGAGAAAUAGCAAUAUACUUUACUGACUUGUUGUUAACCUACAUUAAAUAUUUUCUUCAUGGAUAUUUUAUUAUUAUGAAAAUGACAAUAAAGUUAUUUAGAUUC
Macrosteles quadrilineatus (aster leafhopper) is the source of this 2087-nucleotide messenger RNA. RefSeq names its product neurofilament medium polypeptide-like. The record is from RefSeq and is a predicted model, not a curated record. Lineage: Eukaryota; Metazoa; Arthropoda; Insecta; Hemiptera; Cicadellidae. The transcript has 2 exons. Bases 35 to 1207 code for a protein of 390 amino acids.